AUGGGUAUUUUUGCAUCAAAGUUGUUUAGUAACCUCUUUGGUAACAAAGAGAUGCGUAUAUUGAUGGUGGGUCUUGAUGGUGCUGGUAAGACUACUGUUCUUUAUAAGUUGAAGUUGGGUGAAGUUAUCACAACAAUCCCAACCAUUGGUUUCAACGUCGAAACCGUUCAAUACAAGAACAUUUCCUUUACCGUCUGGGAUGUGGGUGGACAAGACAGAAUUAGAUCAUUGUGGAGACACUACUACAGAAACACAGAAGGUGUUAUCUUCGUUGUCGAUUCCAACGAUAGAUCUCGUAUCACUGAAGCAAGAGAAGUUAUGCAAAGAAUGUUGAAUGAAGAUGAAUUGAGAAAUGCCGUCUGGUUGGUCUUUGCAAACAAACAAGAUUUGCCAGAAGCUAUGUCUGCAGCAGAAAUUACCGAAAAAUUAGGUCUACAUUCUAUCAGAAACAGACCUUGGUUCAUCCAAGCUACCUGUGCCACUUCUGGUGAAGGUCUUUACGAAGGUUUGGAAUGGCUAAGUAACAAUUUGAAGAACCAAUCUUAA
Molecule: messenger RNA, 546 nt
Organism: Zygosaccharomyces rouxii
Lineage: Eukaryota; Fungi; Ascomycota; Saccharomycetes; Saccharomycetales; Saccharomycetaceae
Exons: 1
Coding region: 1-546 (181 amino acids)
Biological process (GO): intracellular protein transport; vesicle-mediated transport
Cellular component (GO): plasma membrane; cytoplasm
Molecular function (GO): GTPase activity; GTP binding
Source: RefSeq, a predicted model, not a curated record